UGUUUUCAACGGAGGGAGAGUGGUGAAGAAAAAUGGCGUCUGCAGGCGACCCAGAGCGGGACACCGGCCAUUCAGUUUGAGCUUUCCGCUCACAAAUAGAGACUGGGGGUUGGUGGGGACCUAUCUGGAACCGUCGCCAGAUCUGUUGGCCUUUUCUUCCCCGUUUUUCUCCGGUGUGCGUCGCUCGUUCAAGCAGCGAGAUUGAAGCGGAACAGAAGAUACUCUCUCCCACAAUGAGAGGGAGAAGAGGAAGGCCGCCCAAACAAGCAGCAGUGAUGCGGGAAGGUUCACCCGGGCCAGUCCGUGGCUCUCGAGGCGGCAGGAGUAGAGGGAUGCGUGGACGGGGAAGGGGCAGAGGAAGGGGUCGGGGACGGGGUGCAAGUGGCGGCGUUUGUGGCACUGGCUCUGUGGAGGUAGAUACAGAAAUCUCCGGUCGAGAGAACUUUCAUUCGUCCCGGGGCCGCAGGAAAGUUGGAGCCUCCACCACCGCCGCUACCGCUGCAUCGCGGGGCAGAGGAGGCAGAGGGAGAGGCAGGGGGUCUAGAGGCGGCCGCGGCAGUAGAGGCGGAGUGAGGCGGCCUCAAACCAAGGUGGUCUACGACGACAACAGCGACGAGGAGGAUGAUAAUUUAAGCUACAGAUCAGACGAAGAUGAACUCCUGAACGACAACCCUUCGUCGGAUCUUGAAGAAGAGGAGGCCUUGGGAAACGACUCUGACUAUGUGGAGGAACUACCAGAUGAUGAUGAUGCCAGCUACUGUACCGAGAGUAGUUUUAGAAGCCACAGCACACUCGGGAGCACCCCAGGCCGGAAAAAGACUCGGACACUGCAACCACGGUCACCUAUUCAUGAGGCAAAGGACAUUCCUUCCUUGGAGCUUCCCAAGUCCUCUGAGGACCUCCUUGUUCCUACCUCACAGCUCCUCAAUGUGUCUGCCGUCUACGAGGUGCUCCGCAACUUUGGCACAGUUUUACGGCUCUCUCCUUUCCGUUUUGAGGAUUUCUGUGCAGCUUUGGCCAGCCAAGAGCAAUGCACGCUGUUGGCAGAGACCCACGUCUCCUUGCUCAAAGCUAUUCUCAGAGAAGAGGACACUUCUAACACCACAUUUGGUCCCACUGACGUGAAGGACUCCGUUAACUCCACUCUGUAUUUUGUGGAUGGUAUGACUUGGCCUGAGGUGGUGCGGGCGUACUGUGAGAGUGACCCAGAGUACCGGCACAUUUUACCUUUCCAGGAAAAUGAGGAUUACCCUUACGGACCAUUGGAUAGCAAAAUUAAAGUUCUUCAGUUUUUGGUGGACCAGUUCCUGGCAACCAACAUUGCCCGAGAGGAGCUUAUGUCAGAGGGGGUGGUAGCGUACGACGACCACUGCAGGGUGUGCCAUCGCCUUGGUGACCUGCUGUGCUGUGAGACAUGUUCAGCUGUAUACCAUCUGGAGUGUGUCAAGCCGCCACUGCAGGAAGUACCAGAGGACGAGUGGCAGUGCGAGGUGUGUGUGGCACACAAGGUACCUGGUGUGGCGGACAGCAUCCCAGAAGUGCAGAAGAGCAGACCAUUUAUUCGUCAACUACCGAUUGGCUACGACCGACACGACCGUAAAUACUGGUUUUUGAAUCGCCGCGUUAUCGUUGAAGAGGAUGGUGAGUUGGAGGACAAAGCCAUCUGGUACUACAGCACCAAGGUGCAGCUAGCUGAGCUGAUAGAUAGCUUGGAUAAGGAGUACUGGGAGGCUGACCUGUAUGCAGCCCUUCAGGAAAUAAGGGACGAAGUGCACACGCAUAUGGACAUCACCGAGGACCUAACCAACAAGGCCCGUGGCAGCAACAAAUGUUUCCUCACUGCUGCAAAUGAGGAGAUCCUGGAACGAUUGCGGGCUAAGAAGGAGGAGGAGCUGGAAGAGGUGAAGAGACGGGCUGCUGAGGAGGCCCUGAAAGCGCAGAUGGAGAAGGAGAAAAGAGAGGUGGAUGUGGAGAAGGAAGACGAAGAUGUCAAGUUGAAGGAUGAAGGACAGCAGGAGGCCAAGAUAAAGGAAGCGGCAAAGGAAGAGGGGGAGCAGCGGACAAAAGAAGAAGAAGCUACAAAGAAAAAAGUGGAUGGUGCGAAAGCUGGAGUCGGUGAAGCUCCUCCCACUGGCCAAGAAGGCAAUAGUAGCAUCUCAGAUGGAUCCCUGCUUCCAGCAACCUCUUCUCCAACGCAAACCGUCACUGCAAGCUCUAGUGUGGCCGCCGAGGCUCCGAAGCCUCCGGCCUCGACCGCAGAGGCUCUGACGGAGGCGUGUUCCCAUAUGGAGGUCUCUAACAGCAAUGAAGCAGAAAACCCGCCAUCAAAUUCUGUUCCUGUCAGUGGCGAUGGCAUACCCAGCCUAAGCCAGCCUCCCCACCCCAUUGAGGAAAACAGUAACAGCAGUACUGGAGCUGGUGUCCCUCCGAGGUGUCCUGAACCCCCAGACUUGGCUGACAAGUCCUCCCAGUCAUCCCUGGCGAGCCUUGAUGAUGCAGGGGACGGUAAAGACUCCACCAACGGUGAGGGGACAGGUCCCGGUGCUAAGAAGUCAUCAGCAACUCGCAUGGUGACCCGGCUGAGAAACCCGGACAGCAAGCUGAGCCAGCUGAAAAACCAACAGGUUGCAGCUGCUGUUCAUGAAGCCAAUAAAGGCUUCAAGGAGGGCAGAGAGGUACUGGUAGUAAACGCACAAGGUGACAUCACUCGCGUCAGCACACGCAGCAGCAAAGAGGUGGUAAUGAAGGGGACCCUCAACCAAUACUUCAAGCUUGGGCAGGAGGGCAAGUACCGCAUCUACCAUAACCAGUACAGCUCCAACGCCCUGGCCCUCAACAAGCACCAGCACAGAGAGGACCAUGACAAGAGGCGGCAUCUCUCCCACAAAUUCUGCAUGACACCAGCAGGAGAGUUUAAGUGGAAUGGGUCCAUUUAUGGCUCCAAGGUUCUGACUAUCUCCACAUUGAGGCUCACUAUCAUUCAGCUGGAGAACAAUGUUCCAGCACCAUUCAUGCACCCGAACUGGGCAUCACACAGGACCAAUUGGAUCAAAGCAGUUCAGAUGUGCAGUAAGGCCAGAGAGUUUGCACUGGCUCUGGCCAUCCUGGAGUGUGCAAUCAAACCUGUGGCCAUGUUGCCCAUCUGGAAGGAUUCACUGGGCCAUACCAGGUUAAAUCGCAUGACAUCCAUGGAGCGUGAGGAGAAAGAAAAAGUAAAGAAAAGGGAGAAGAAGUUGGAGGAUGAGGAGACGUUGCAACAGGCCACCUGGGUCAAAUACACCUUUCCAAUAAAACAUCAGGUGUGGAAGCAGAAAGGAGAGGAGUAUCGCGUUACAGGCUACGGGGGCUGGAGCUGGAUCAGUAAAACUUAUGUGCCACGAUUUGUUCCCAGACUUCCAGGAAACACCAACGCCAACUACCGCAAAGAACUGGAAGAUGCUAAACUUGGCAAGAAGUGUACUCUGCUGGACUUGAGUCGACGGCCUAGUGUAGUCACACCAGAAGCUCAGGGAGCUGCUGCAACAAGCAGCGAAGCAACAGAAGAAGACUCCUCUGGCCUCCCCAAGCCACUGACAGAUCAACAAACAUCAAAUGUGAAGAGGGACGAAGAAAAGAAAGAAGAUUUGGAUGAAAAGGAGAAGGCGAAAGAGGAAUUGCCGGCAGAGGAAUCGCCCAUGAAGAUGGAAGUGGAUUCAACAGACUCGCCGUCAGAUGAAGUGCAAAGUUCUUGUAUUCAGGAAGAUAAGGAUUCCCUGAAAGAGGAGCCAACAGAAAGCCUUCAGCGACCAUUUAACUAUGAUGUAGUGGAUGUCAGCAAAGGCUUCCUCACCCGCAUUGCUUACAAGAAGAAGGUCAAGUCCUCCAAACUGGACAGUCUACUUGAACGCAGAGUGAAGCAGCACAUUAUCGAAGAGAGGCAAAGAGAACAGGUGUCAGCCUCCAAACCCCAGGAGCCUAAACAAGUUUCAUCCAUACCAACCCCUGCUCUAAGCACUCCGGUCCGGCCACGGUCACCACUCAAGCCCCAAGCUCUCACUCAGACACAUCUCACACUGGGUGAAGCUGUGAAAGUGGAGGAGAAACCUUCCACAACUGAAACUCCAGGGCAAGGAGAAGUUGGAGGACAAAAAGUAGAAGGGGAGAGUCGGGAUGAACUCUCUGAAACUACAGAUAAGAUUGUCACUCCUCUUCCUUCUCCUGUUACGGACUCCACACCCAAAGACAGUAGCAGUACAGGUGAAAAUUCAAAUUCACCACAACACCAAACCACCUCCUCGCCCCAGAAAUUGGUGGAAAAUGAAAGGACUACGGGGCCAAAGGAAGCUAGUUCGAGGCCAGAGGCUGUUAAACUCCCCGAUGUGCAAGAAACAACAGCUAGUUCUUUAGAGCAACAAGCAGACUGUGUAGCAUCAGAUGUUACGAAGGCUGCGCUUACUGAGAAUGAAGGGUCUGAGGAACCCAAAUUAAAACUGAAUGCUGCAGUGACAUUUAGAAGUGUUCUUGACCAAAAAGACAGUCAAGACACAGCUCCUUUAAAACCAAUUCAGCAAAACACAGAAGUUUUAGGCUCAGUGCAUUUAAGCACAGAGGAAAACGGUAUGGGGCCAGAGGAUAGUCAAGACAAUAUGCAAGAUAUUGGAGAUGGUAGGACUGUAACUGGCACUCCCGAGCCAGUUUCUCCUCUCCCUCAGGUAAAUGGUAAUGACGGUUUUGGGGGUGAAAACAUGCUGGGUAACUCUGUGAUGAGCUCAAAUAAUGGCAUGCCUAACAGGCCUCAGCCCAAGGUGAACAGUAUUGGGAAGGAUGAAGAUGAACAACGGCUUGCUGUGUCGCUGAAAGACAGCACGCAGCAAAAGCCUUUAGUGAACGGGGAUCUUGCUUCUUUAAACACUAGCACGGAGGUUAGGGUCAAAGAAAAUUGUUUAGCUUCUAAGGUAGAGGAAGAAAACAAGAUUACAAAUUCUGACCAAGAUUACAAACCUCCACUGAAGAAAACAAAGCUGGAAAAUAACGUAGACACACCUGCAGAGCAUACUCCGAAUGUUCACAACAGCACAUCAUCUUUUGAGUGCACGGAGACCAAACCCAGUCCUGGCGUCAAGAUCAUAAGAAUGGCUCCCUCUCCUAUACCUUCAGCGGAGGAGUCGAGUCUGAGCGACGACUUUGCAGAGGAGAACGGCAACGGUGGGGCGACGGAACCAGUCAAGACCAUCAUCACCCAGGUAACCACAACCUCCACCACCACUACCACCACAGUACUUUCCACUGAGAUGAGGAUAGCCAAGGUGCCGUCGACGACAUCUGGAGAACCGGUGGUGCCUGUAGUGUCGACAACAGAGAGCAGCGCCGUGUCUACCCUCACAACCAUGACCAAAACAACUGUGACCAAAAUCUUCUCCCCGGGGCUCGAUGGCCAGUCUGAAGACAGCCAGAGUGAAAUGGUGACACAAGAGCAGAAAAGAACACUUUUAGCUUCUGUGGGCGAGUCAACUACUGACGCCAGCGGUAAAACCUCAGUGUCGUCUGUUACCGUGAGCGAGGAGGACUCGUUGUCAACAAAGGGCCGUGUGCGCCUCCUCAAGUUCUCCCGCACUAAGAAGACCCGCUCGGACACAGCUCUUCCCUCUUACUGCAAGUUUGUCACCAAGAGCAGCCGGAAGAGUAUUUUUGUACUUCCGCAUGAUGACUUAAAGAUCCUGGCCAGGCGAGGCGGAUUCCGUGAGGUGCCAGUGUUUAGUUACAAUGCUAAGCCAGCACUGGAUAUCUGGCCGUAUCCUUCGCCCAGGCCUACGUUUGGCAUCACCUGGAGGUAUCGACUGCAGACAGUUAAGUCUAUGGCUGGAGUGAGCCUCAUGCUGAGGCUCCUGUGGGCCUGUCUGAGAUGGGACGACAUGGCCGUGAAACCGUCCGCUGCUGUCGGAACCACGCGUACAGAGACAUCAGAUACUGAAAUCACCACCACCGAGAUCAUCAAGCGCCGCGAUGUGGGACCAUACGGCAUCCGCUCAGAGUACUGCAUACGCAAAAUCAUCUGCCCCCUUGGAGUGCCAGAAACUCCAAAAGAAACCCACACCCCACAGAGGAAGGGUCUGCGAUCCAGUGCCUUGCGCCCCAAGAAGCCCGAACCUGCCAAGCAGACUGGCCCAGUGGUGAUUGAGACCUGGGUAGCCGAGGAGGAGCUGGACCUCUGGGAGAUUAGAGCCUUCUCAGAAAGGGUGGAGAAAGAGAAAGCUCAGGCAGCUGAGCAGGCCAAGAAACGCCUUGAGCAGAAACCAGGCUCAGUCACAACCCCAGCAGGAAGUCCUGCAACACCUGCUGCCACACCCAAAGUGAUCGUUGGCUCACUGUCAGGCCAGGGCACCCCCGGCACCAAGGUGGUCCUGUCCACCAAGAUGGGGACCCCUGUCACAUUCCAGCAGAACAAAAACUUCCAGCAGUCGUUUGCUACCUGGGUGAAGCAGGGUCAAAGCACACAAGGAGCGGGCUCAGAGACCACGGUGGCCACAUCUGGUGGGCACACUUUCCAGAUUACGGGAACUUCUGUUGGUGGAAAGGUUGUGACCACCAAGCUGCCACUACCUGCCAACAGCAAGAUCGUCACAGUCAACGUGCCAACUUCGCAAGGAGGUGUGGUUCAGCAGAAAGUGCUGGGAAUCAUCCCAUCCAGCACGGCAGGAGGUGCCCAAACCUACACCACAUUCCAGCCCCGCACUACCACGCUCAACAUCAGGCCCAAUACUGCGGGCUCCCAACAACAGGUUCUGGCAGGUGGCAGUCAGAUCCGUCCAGGAAUGACAAUGAUCCGAACGCCAGUCCAGCAAACAGGACCAAUGGGAAAGACGAUACUUCGAACGCCCCUCGUGGUCCAACAAGGUCAGGGUGGACAGCAGGUAGUGACACAGAUCAUUCGUGGGCAGGCAGUUUCCACGGCAAUAUCUGCCGCCAGCCCCGUCGCCACGGUCACUGGCCAGGGAGUGGCCAGUCCCAACACAGCGGGACAGGCAGCAGGCCAGACACCACCCGGCACCCCACGAGCACAGGGGCAAGGCCAGGUCAAACUGACCCUGGCACAGCUCACCCAGCUCACGCAGAAGCAGCAGGCUGGAUCUGGUGUGGAUCGGCAGGCUGGUGCCAGUGGUACUCAGCAGGCUCUCACGGUGAUGGUUCAGGGCCAGGGUCAGACCACCGGCCAGCUGCAGGUCAUACCUCACGGGGUCACUGUCAUUCCAGGACCUGGUCAGCAGCUCAUGCAGGCGGCGCUGCCCAACGGCCAGGUGCAGCGGUUCCUCUUCACACCGCUGGCUUCAGCUGCUACGCCCACGUCAAGCACAGCCACAACAGCAACCAGUCAGCCCAGCUCCACCUCAACCAAAACUCCAGCCCAACCUGCUCAGCAGGCCGCUGCCCCGAUUCAGACAGGGGCAGCCCCUCUGGCCACCGCCAGCACCCCUUCAUCGGCCAGCCCUCAGGGCCAGUUACCCCCACAGACGCAGGCCCAUAUGCCCAUCCAGUCUCCUACCUCGCUGCAGGUUAAAACACAGGAAGGAACUACCCAGCUGCAACUGCAGCAGACGUCCCAUGUCAUCAGUGUGUCUGGACUUCAGCAGCAGGUGUUGGCCCAGCUGCAGGCCCAGCAGGUUGGAGGCACGCUGCCACAGCAAAUCAAGCUGCAGCUUCCCAUCCAGAUACAACAGAGUGGGACCACCUCAGCUCAGGGAGGACAGAUUGGGAACGUGGUUACCAUCCAGGCCGCAUCUGUCCAAGAGCAACUGCAGAGAAUCCAGCAGCUCAGAGAGCAGCAGCAGCAGAAGAAGAAACAAGCUGCAGAAGCAAAGAGAGAUUUGGCGCUCAACGCAGCCAGCCAGAGCGACAUCAUUCAGAAACAGGUGGUCAUGAAGCAAAACGCUGUGAUCGAGCACCUGAAGCAGAAGAAAACCAUGACGCCUGCAGAGAGAGAAGAGAAUCAGAGGAUGAUCGUGUGCAACCAGGUGAUGAAGUUCAUCCUAGACCGGAUAGACAAAGAUGAGAGGCAGGCAGCCAAGAGGAGGAAGAAGGAAGAGGUGGUGGAGGCCAAGAGGAGGUUAGCCAAUGCCAGUAAGCUCUCCUCGCUCCUUUACCGACACAAAGAGAGCCUCAAGAUGGAGAUUCUGAAGAAGCGGGCACUUCUUGACAAGGAGCUGCAGCUAGAAGCCCAGGAGGAGCUGAAGAGGGAUCUGCUGCGGAUGAGGAGGGAGAAGGAAAGGGCUCAAGCUGCAGCCCAACAGGCAGCCCAGGCUGCCGCUGCCGCCGCCGCCUCCCACAACCAGCAACAGCAAAAUCUGUCCCACAUCACCUCUCAGCAUCACCUUAGCACGACUGUCAGCUCCGCACACAAGAGGAAACGGGAAGAGGAGAGGGAGAUGACAACGUCAGCCAAGUCCAAGAAGAAGAAAAUGAUCUCUACGACGAGUACAAAAGAGAGCAAGAAGGACACAAAGCUCUACUGCAUCUGCAAGACGCCCUACGAUGAGACCAAGUUUUACAUCGGCUGCGAUCGAUGUCAGAACUGGUACCACGGUCGCUGCGUGGGAAUCCUGCAGAGCGAGGCCAACCACAUCGACGAAUACGUGUGUCCUCAGUGUCAAUCGACAGAGGACGCCAUGACGAGCAAGAAGGACACAAAGCUCUACUGCAUCUGCAAGACGCCCUACGAUGAGACCAAGUUCUACAUUGGCUGCGAUCUGUGUACCAACUGGUAUCACGGAGAAUGUGUGGGCAUCACAGAAAAGGAGGCCAAGAAAAUGGACGACUACAUCUGUGUGGAGUGUAAGCGGGGCCAGGAGAGCAGCACAGAGGAGCUGUACUGCAUCUGUCAGACACCAUAUGACGAGUCACAUCAUCAAGGACUUCUUAAAUUUCUUUCUACUCUGCAGGCACAUAAAAUGGCGUGGCCAUUCCUGGAGCCAGUGGACACGAACGACGCCCCAGACUACUACAGGGUUAUCAAGGAACCAAUGGACCUUUCCACCAUGGAGGAGAGGUUACAGAAACGCGAGUACAUCAAGCUGACGGAGUUUGUAGCAGACAUGACCAAAAUCUUCGACAACUGCCGCUACUACAACCCCAGCGACUCGCCCUUCUACCAGUGUGCCGAGGUUCUGGAGAACUUCUUUGUCCAGAAACUCAAAGGCUUCAAAGCCAGCAGGUCACAUAACAACAAGCUGCAGUCAGCUGCCUCUUAGCUCUGCUUAAAAAAAACAAAAAAACUAAACAAACCAGGUGUCACACAGACCCGGCUUGUGGUUUCCUCUGACUGAUUAAGAAGCGUGGUCCAAGUCAGGCUGCGUCCGAACCCGACUCCUCUCUGGAGGAACGCCGCCCCCACCUCACACAACACCUCACCUGGCACCUGCAGUGCUGAGAAGAAAGAAGUGAAUUGGAAAAAGGUUCAUUUGUCAUCAAAAAUGUCAGUGUCGUCUUCAUACCAGGGGGCAGGGCAGUUGCAGACUUACUCUCUGGCAGCCUUUUACAUCCCAACCAGCCAUCCCUGCCAGUGUAGCCCCUCCAUGAGAAGAAAGCCUGGAGAGCGCAGAUGGCGAGGCAGCAGCGCUCGUUGGAUGGUCGGUGGCAGUCUUAUCUUUAAAGCAGCAGCAGACUCUUGGAAGUUCAUUCUGUAGCUGAUGGCUCUUUGUUUGUUUGUUUGUUUGUUUGUUUGUUUUGUGUAUCCUAUAUAGCAAGUGUCACCUUCGGUCCCCCUUUCUUAACUUCAUCCUGUCGCGUUUUCACAAUGCAAACAUCCCGCUCGAUUUUAGCCACUGCUUCAACUGGAAACUGCUGUAAAACGUGCACAGCCGAUGUCGGGAAAUGUUUCAUCUGAAGCUAAAUGUGCAAUUUGGAGUUGACUUCCCUCAUAUUCAAUAAGCACCACCUAUGUUUUUGCCAGGAAAAAAUAAUAACCCCACAAAGAUAGGUCGGCACUGCAGACCAGCUUCAUUCAGCCAGUCCUGAAGACGCAGCAUCACCUUACAUUAGACCUAGUUAUACUGACCACAUUGUUUUCAGGUUUUUAGUGCUGCAUGAAGCAUGAAUCAGCCUCAUAUAACUCAGUGUGUCUUUCAGGGUCACAUUUCACUGUAUAUUAUCAAAGCAGCCUGCUGAUGCUGAGAUGAGCCCCCUGUAACAGAAGCUCAGUUUUGUACAACAACAAAAAAAAAGAAAUUGGACAUCAUGUGAGGGGGGUCUUCAUUUUGUGUCAGUGCAGCAGUGCUUUCAUGUUAAUUUCCACAGGGAACACCCAAAAUAAGCUGCCCCACCCACAGCAUCCUGCCGUUCUUUUGACCUUUUUUACCAUUUAGUGUUCUUCUAAAAUGCAAGUUUUAAAAAAAAAAAAAGUCAGCUAGUUUUGUGCCUCCUUAAACAUGACUAUUUGAAAGAGGCAAAGGUCAAUAUAUGAGGAGAGGGAGGGGGAUUUAUUUUAUUUUAUUUUUUUAAAGGCCUUCAGGGAAGGUGAAACUUGUACGAGGCUUAACCGACCUACAAGUACUCCACCCUCCUCUCAUCGAACUCCGGUGUCCGUUUCUGUCGGUGGCUGAGUCUGUAAGUCUGUCUCUCCUUAUCUUUCAGCCACUUCUUCCAGCAUAAUUCACUGAAGCUGACAGGUUGGCUCACAUCUGUCUCUCAACUCUGCCUCAAAGCAUGGUUAAGUAAUUGGGUAAUGGACUUUUCCACUCACAAUCAACUCAGUUAUGUUGCGGUCCGCGGCAGCAGGGUAAACUCCGAGUGGAGUGGGGGUGGGACUGGGGAGUCUUUGUACCGUGGGGUUUGUAUGAAAAUUUUAUAACUGCAUUUUUGGCAUUUCUGGGAGCAUUUUUGUAAUUUGUGAUCAUCCGUUUUGUAGGAGGGGAGCCGUUAAAAGGCAAAGUUGCAGUUGUCUUUUAGUUUAUAUGUUGGAGACUGUUUAUAAUCAGGAAACGUUUCAGUUUUACUCGCAAAGUUUUUACAUUUUCGGGUGUUUUAAUUAGAGUUGAGAGAUAAAGUAGCCUCUGUCAUCUUCUGUGUGUUUGUAUGUCUUUCAUAUGUCUGUCUUUUCAAACAUGGGUCACUUUGUAAUCUGACGAUAAUGUGCUUUAUCCACUGUUUGUAAUCUCUAUUGUAUAUUAUUGCUGUCCAAAUAUGUAGAGAUGAGAGAUUUUUAGAGCAGUAGAAACUUUUAUUUUUCACUAUUUGAACCAGCAACUAAGCCCGCCUGUAUAUUUUAACUGUCUAUUUUUUUCUCUUUAAAGUGAACUCUACAUUUAGGUGAAAUUGCCCUUUAUAUUAAAAGUGCUGCAUAUUGUGAGCAUAAAGGUUUUGAACGGGGUAGAGUGACACAGUAACUCUUGUACAGAGUUUUUCUUUUUUGUAAGAAACCAACCAGUUCAGCAUAACGUCUAUAUUGACAUUGCAUUUCUUGUAUUAUUUAUUCAUAUCAAUGAAAAGUUCUCAGUUUUUUGAGUAAUGUUGGAAAAAACAAAAAAAAAACGUAACUGCAGAUAAAAAGUACUCUAUGUUUUUAACAGAUUGUGGCAACUCUGAGGAGAUUCUCUUUUGUACUUGAUAGGACAUUUCAUCCUAGAUAAUAAAGUAAUGUUUUUGACACCA
Messenger RNA from Neolamprologus brichardi, 11619 nucleotides. The record is from RefSeq and is a predicted model, not a curated record. Lineage: Eukaryota; Metazoa; Chordata; Actinopteri; Cichliformes; Cichlidae.